AUGUUCCAUUAUCUCACAUUGACCUUGACAGUUUUGCUCACUUGUAAUAUUUAUGCCGAUCAAAUAGAUAAUGGGUUACGAGAAGAUCCACUCAUCAGAUGUGGUAGCGAGAGUUUAUCGAUAAAUUUUAAAACACAAGGAGCAUUCGAAGGUCAUGUGUAUGUGAAAGGACAUUAUAGUAUGAAACAAUGUCGAACAGAUGCAACUCUCGAACCGAACGUCAACCUGACCGUUUCAUAUUCCGCAUGCGAUGUCAUCCGUCAACGAUCGAGCAACCCAAAGGGAAUCAUGAUGACUGCAACAGUAAUUAUAUCGUUUCACCCAAUGUUCAUAACCAAAAUUGACAAGUCUUACAAAGUUCAAUGCUUUUACGCGGAAUCUCAAAAAACUGUGACGCAGCAAUUAAAUGUGGAUAUUGCCAAAGACCAAGAAAAGAAAAUAUUCGUGAUGGUUGGCGAUGAGGAGGGUGAUACCGAGAAUCAAACUUCAGGAGACCACAAGAAAUUGCAUAAAUUGAAUGAUCCUUCCACCGAAGAAAGGAUAAACUACAAUGUUCCACUGCCAGAUUGCAAAUAUCGAGUUUUGAAUGAAGCGAAAAGUGAAGAAGUGGCAUUUGCAACAGUCGGACAAAUCGUGUAUCAUGAGUGGUCGUGCGAGGCUCCUGGAAACAAUCAAACCUCUCCGUUUUGUGUCACGGUGCACUCUUGCAACGUGAAGGAUGAGACGGGCAAAGAAGUGCAGAUUUUUGACGAAAACGGUUGCGCCGUUGACAAGUACUUAAUUAACAAUUUGGAGUACAGAAGUGACCUGACCGGUGGUCAAUUAUCUCAGGUUUUCAAAUUCGCGGACCAGCCCUCGGUGUUUUUCCAAUGUAAAAUACGUCUUGGGUUGAAAGACGAAGAUGGAUCGUGUACACGUUCCUCGGAUCAUUGCCCGGUGACUCUUCGUGGAAAACGUUCCACUAGCACCGGGGACAACGAUUUCGAUGUGAUCUCUCAAACCAUGACAAUUCUGGAUAUAAAUGAGCCAACUUCAUCUCCCCAAAAAAAGAACACCGAACUGCAAUUUUCCAAAUUAUUCGUCUCAUCAGAUGUUUGCGUAUCUCCAACGACUGCAUCAGGAAUCGUCGUAUUUGUUUCAUCUCUUCUUCUCGUCUGCCUUAUCUCCUCUUUCUUAUUAUGCUUCCGACAUCAAACUGUAAAAGUCAAACUUGCUCCAUAA
Caenorhabditis briggsae is the source of this 1221-nucleotide messenger RNA. The record is from RefSeq and is a predicted model, not a curated record. The coding region runs from base 1 to 1221 and encodes 406 amino acids. Lineage: Eukaryota; Metazoa; Nematoda; Chromadorea; Rhabditida; Rhabditidae. The transcript has 10 exons.